GAAACGAACACCACAAAUCACAGGCAAAUGAUGUCAAAGUCAAAUUGUCAUAGUGUAGAGUAUAACCUAAAAUUUAAAUUUUUUAUUUUAUGUUCAUUUUCUUCAAGUAUUUUUUAUUUAUAAUCCUAUACUAUAGUAAUUUAAUAAUAAAUAAAAUAAGUAAACAAAUACAAUGACGACACACACUGGCAGCUCAAGUUAAGGAUACUUAAAUGAUGUCUACAGUAGAUAGUUCCAUAUGGAGAAGAUAGCUUUACUUCCAGAGAAUAUGAAAAGUUUAUCAUCAUAAAACUGGAAUUUUUGUAUUAUUAAGGACAACUUUAUCAUAUUUUUUUAAAUGGUCCAAGAUGGAAGGCACCAGAGGAGAAAGAAAUAAAGACAUAGAUUGGUCCAAGUACGGUCUAGGAAACGAAACCGCGCAAAGAGGACGAGCAAAUGUAAGUGGCUUUGUGGACUUAUCAACCGAAGGACACUAUGCAGCAGGCGGUCAUCAAGCUUCAGGUGCCAACGAGCUGUUCGCUGAAGAACAAGGAGACGUGCCUUGGUGGAAAUCCAACUUUUUCAUAUCACAACCUGUGCUUUUUGGAACGUGGGAUGGCGUUUUCACAUCGUGCCUAAUCAAUAUAUUUGGAGUAAUUGUAUUUUUACGGUCUGGUUGGAUCGUGAGUCAGGCUGGAGUGAUAAGUGCUGUCUUAAUAAUUUUAUCAACAGUAGCAACUGCCUUAGUAUCAGUAUUAUCAGCAGUAGGGAUUUGUGAGAGAUGUAGAAUAGAAAGUGGAGGAGUUUAUUUUGUCCUGGGGCAUGUCCUUGGUUCCAGGUUUGGUGGUUCCUUGGGCUUAUUAUACUGUUUCGGGCAGGCUGUGGGAUGUGCAUUAAAUGUCCUCGGUUUUGGAGAGUCUAUGGCUGAGCUAAUAGGAUUCGGAGAUUCAACGUGGGCAGUCAGACUUAUUGCAAUAGCGGCUGUUAUUCUACUGAGCAGCAUUAAUAUUGCUGGAGUAAAAUGGGUUAUCAAACUCCAGUUUAUUUUGUUACUUAUUUUAUUGUUGGCUGCCUUAGAUUUUAUGGUAGGUAGCUUUGUACAUACUGAUGAAGCGAAUGGGUUUGAUGGAUGGAUUAGUAAUAAUAUGCAAUUGAAUUUAUGGUCAAAUUACACUGAUGGCUACGGAAUGUUUGCAGUUUUUGGAGUAUUUUUCCCAACAAUCACUGGUAUAUUAUCUGGAAUUAAUAUGAGUGGAGACCUGAAAGCUCCUUCCACUAAUAUACCGAAUGGCACUUUAGCUGCUAUCAGCUUCGCCACGUUCCUCUAUUUGGUUUUUAUAUUAUUUUUGGGAGCCACUUGCACUAGACAAUUUUUACAAGAAGAUUAUAUGAUUGCUGCUAAAGUUUCUUCAAUAGGAGUACUGUUUUUAGCUGGUUUAUAUGUUUCAUCUAUGUCUAGUUGUUUGGGAGCCAUGUAUGGAACACCCAGAGUACUACAAUCUAUUGCCUUAGAAAAUGUUAUACCUGGUAUUGGAAUACUAGGUAUGGGCAGAGGACCAAAUAAAGUGCCAUUGUAUGCCAUGGCAGUGGUUGCAACUGUAACUUUUGGCUUUAUUUUAAUAGGAAAUAUAAAUACACUAGCUCCAAUUGUGACGAUGCCUUAUUUAUUAACGUACGCUUGUAUAGAUUAUUCGUAUUUUGCUUUGGCACAAACUUUUGAUAAACAACACCAGAGAGAACAAAGAUUUCAUAGACCUAGAAUUCAAGCCACAAUUAGCGUAGAUUCAGAUUCAAACGAUUUAGAUAGACUGUUUCCUGAACGCACAAGACAUAGAACUUUACGGGGAGAAUCAAGCACCAAUUCUCCAUCUAGUCCUACAACAGAAAACUCAGAAACAACACCCAUUUCGCCAAAAAAUCAUAUACAUUCCAAACAAAAAAACUGGUAUUCGCAUUUAUGUAACAGAUGGUUGUCCCUGGUUGGUGCCUUAAUAAAAAUUCUAAUAAUGUUUUUGGUUAGCUGGGUAUAUGCCGUUGCAUGUUUAAGUGUGGUGUUCCUAGUCUGGUUAUAUAUAGGAACAGCCAAUCCAGCAGUUAAACCAGGCAUAGCUAGUGAAUUCCAUUUUCUGCGAUGGCUUAAAAGCGUACUUUUGCGCUGUUUCGGAAAAAGAGUAACUGAUUACGAACAAAUUGUCGUUACCCCUGUACAUCCAGGACUGGAUGUUUCUACAGCACAAUUAAACGAAGACAAUGAAGAUUUUUCCAAUAGGAGGCGAUAUCAUCAGUCUGAAACUGUUACUGGUCACAUGGUUGACAUAGAUGACUGAAUAAUAAUAACGCGAAUGCAAUUUUUUUCAAUGAUUUAUUUUGUUAAUAGUAUACAAAGAAAUAUAUAGGUAUCGAACAAUAAAUAAUUUUCUUAUGGCAGUGUUAAUUUAAGCUUUAUUAAAAAUCUUAUUUUUCUAAUUUAUUUGCAAUAAUGUAAUUUAUCUUCUAAUUUAUUAUAUUGUAUGUUACUUAAAACCAAAUUAAACAUGUUUUAACAAUUGCA
This is a messenger RNA of Ceutorhynchus assimilis (cabbage seed weevil), 2530 nucleotides long. Lineage: Eukaryota; Metazoa; Arthropoda; Insecta; Coleoptera; Curculionidae. The record is from the annotation of a GenBank genome assembly.